This is a messenger RNA of Salvia splendens (bonfire salvia), 1969 nucleotides long. RefSeq lists its product as uncharacterized. Lineage: Eukaryota; Viridiplantae; Streptophyta; Magnoliopsida; Lamiales; Lamiaceae. The transcript has 6 exons. The record is from RefSeq and is a predicted model, not a curated record. The coding region runs from base 931 to 1743 and encodes 270 amino acids.
UUCAUUGCUUAAUUAAUUUCAGAAAGUGAAGAAAAGAUGCAGCCCAGUUCAUUUAUUGCCAUGAUUUUGCUCAAUUUUGCUUCUUUUUUUUUUACUGGAAAUCUGUGCUUGAUUGUUGUCUGGUAUGCUGCUAGCAUUAAAUAGGGUUUGUUUGUGUUUUGUUUCCAUUUGUAUAACAUAUUCUCUAUGAAUCAUCAUCAGAUUAGCUGUUUUCUUUGUGUUAGCUUCUAGUAUUUGUUUCUUUGGUUAAAUGAUGCUGUUGAUUCUCAAGCCAUGAACCUUUUCUGUAAAAAUUAUUGAAACGUAGAAAAAUCAAGUCUUGUAUGGAUUGGGAUUGUGGGAUUUUGUUAUAUUUUAAGUUGCUUCCAACUUUGUAUUGUUUCUGGUCAAAUUGUGAAACUGACACACCAUAAAUAGAAUAGAAAAAGGAGAAGUAGAGUGCAGAAUAAAGAGAUAUUUUUGUCAAUUUAUAUUAUUUUCUGAACCUAGAAUAGUAGUAGGAAUGUUCAAGGUUUCCCUUUUCGUUCUUCUUUUGUGGUUCAAUAAUUCAAUGAUAAGAAAAAAUGGCAAAUUUUGAUAGAAGCAUUAUAUUCUUAUUCAUUAUUGGUAUUCUGCCUUUUCUGAUGCUUAAAACUGCUGUGUUCGAGUUUCAUGACUUCUAGCUGUUUCUGUUUCUCUGUGCUUCUUCCGAUGCCUUAAGAUUCAGGAGUGUAGGUGUUGCGGAAAGAUUAUCUUUUUACUCGUACUCUGAUUGCAUCCGAGGUCACUAUUCAGAGAAAUGAAUGGUGGGGAGGGCAGAAAACUGUUGUCUCAAGAUAUACAACUGGUGAGCUUUUGGAAUUGAAUUAGUUUGAACGGUUGGUUUGCGUAUUUGAUGAGAUAGAAAGAAAUAAUGUACAAAAUCGUAUUGAACAGUGUCUUCAGCAUUACAUGAAUAAGAUAGAGGUCGUUAAUGCUCUCGUUGUUCAGAGCAACAUCGAGCCUUGUGUGACUGAAUUAGUUUGGGAGAGGCUUGAAGAUAAAAAUCAAGAAUUUUUCAAGGCUUAUUAUCUCAAGUUGUUGGUGAAGGAACAAAUAUUGGAAUUCAACCGUCUGCUUUCCGAACAGGCGGAUCUGAUGCGUAGAGCCCCUUUAAACCGAAUCACUCCUUACCUUCCAUCUAACGGAUCACACGUCUCACCUACACAGCAUAUCUCGAAUACCCAAAAUGUCCAACCCGUGAAAACAGAGAAUACGCAGCAGGCGAAUACGUCCAACAAUUGUGGAUCAGCAAUCCAACCAGCUAUCAACGGGCCUGUUCAUACUAGAAAGAUCGACGUUUCUCCGAACCUGCUCCUUUCUCAGAACUCAGAGCUGUCUCAGAUGAUAAACGGGAAAAGUGUGAAGACAGAAGCCGGUUAUGCUGGUAGCUCGCCUUUCGCUUUUAGUCCACCUAGCAAUUAUCUGGAUCCACGCCCUCUGAUUGGUGAUGCGCCCGUGUCAUCUUUCAGUAGCGUAGAUUCUAACGCACAGCAUCUCAACGACACUCUCAUGGAAGGAGACACUUCCGCCUUUGGAUUUUUCGCGCAUAGUUUCCCUGAGCUGGAAGCUGAUUUCACCACCAGUUCUGAUUUACUGGAGAGUUACUGUGGGCCUCCCUUCCUACCGACCGACACUAACGACUUUGUGCAUCCUCACGGGGAAGUCGGGAAUCUGGAACCUGGAUCGAAAAGCAUGAGAUUUCAGUGGUUUGGUGGCGAUUGACUCGAUGUUCCAAGUGUAAUUAUUUGCCUCAAUUCCGUAUGGUAUGGUAUGGUAUCGCUGCCAAGUAGAUAGUUUGUGCUGUCUGGUGGUGUAGUUUGGAUUGAUAGGAACAAAAUGAAUCAUCUCAACACAACUACUUUAAUUCGGGAGUAAGAGUUAGUGACUUGUAUAAAUAGGGCAUUGUUUGUUUGUGUACAUUGCAUUUGUAUAAAUGUUUUGUUUUCCA